GAACGCAGAGAGUAACACGGUGUGCUGUUGUCGUCGUCCGCCUCCGGAUUUUUCUGCGGCUUAUCUCUGCACUCCUGAAAAAUGGGGAGCGAUCGUUGUGGUGGGAAAUGAGGAAAUUCCAAAAACGGAAAGCAGGGCAUGGGUCUGUAAUCUCGUCUUCGCAUGCUGAUCAUCAUCGUACAUCAUUAACAUUUUAGCAUUAUGUUAUGGCUUUGAUGCUGACAUAGCAUCCGGGGACGAGAAUCAAGGAAUCGUCGCCUUCUUCUCCUCCUUCUCCUUCUUCUCUGUGCGUAUAUAUAUGGCAACGCCUUCUUUGAUUCGAGCUGGUUGUGGGGGUUAUUCACUGAUAUUGAGUAAUAAUAGACUUAAUUGUAACACUAGAAAUGGUGGUUAUGGUGCUGUAGGUCCGUCAUCGUCGUCGUCUUCGUCUUCCUGCUCGUGUUCUUCGUCUUCUUCUUCUCAGAGCCUGAAUUUCUCUUCUGGAAUAAAUUAUAGUUGGAAGCAUCAAGGGUUUAGAGCUCAAGCAAUGAGUACCACUGCUCAGGGAAGCUUUGGAUCAUGCAAGAACAUUGUAAAUGGGAAAAAUGAGCCUGAUCAUCUUCUUGUUCUUGUUCAUGGCAUCUUGGCUAGCCCUAGUGAUUGGACAUAUGUAGAGGCAGAAUUGAAAAGGCGACUUGGAGGAAACUUCUUAAUAUAUGCAAGUUCAUGUAACACCUACACUAAAACCUUUGCUGGGAUUGAUGGAGCUGGGAAACGAUUGGCUGAUGAAGUGAGUCUUAAAGUCUUUGUGAGAAUAACUAUUAUAAUUGCUGUUCUUUACUCACCAAACAACUUAAUUGGCAGCCAAUCUGAUGAUGUUGCUGAAUCUACAGGAAAUUCAGAAACAUCAUGCCCUUCGAGACAAUGUAUGAUUGCUGGACUGGAGCCAAUCAAUUUUAUUACCUUGGCAAGUCCACAUCUUGGGGUGAGAGGGAGAAAGCAGCUUCCAAUUCUUUUUGGAGUUCCCCUUUUGGAGAAACUUGCCCCACCUGUAGCUCCUUUUUUGGUUGGUCGCACUGGUAGUCAAUUAUUUCUUACUGAUGGUAAACCCAAGAAACUGCCGCUGCUCUUGAGAAUGACAUCCGAUUGUGAAGAUGGAAAAUUUUUAUCUGCACUUGGUGCAUUUAGAUGUCGCAUUGUCUAUGCAAAUGUGUCUUAUGAUCAUAUGGUUGGUUGGCGCACAUCCUCCAUUAGGAGAGAGACAGAACUUGUUAAGCCUCCACUUCGAUCUUUGGAUGGUUACAAGCAUGUUGUGGAUGUGGAAUACUGCCCAUCAGUUUCUUCUGAUGGCCCUCGUUUUCCUCCAGAAGCAAUCAAAGCAAAGGAGGCUGCACAAAAUGCACCAAACGCACAAAACACAACAGAAUAUCACGAAUGCAUGGAAGAGGAAAUGAUACGAGGCUUACAGAAGUUAGCAUGGAAAAAAGUAGAUGUCAGCUUUCCAUUCGGCAUUCUGGCCCUUCUUUGCUCACAACAACAUACAUGUAAAAAAUGAGUGGCUUCAUAAUGCUGGUACCGGAGUGGUUGCUCACGUUGCAGACACCCUAAAGCAACAGGAAUCCUCUUCCUCGUAUAUUUCUGCUAGCUUGUACCUUUGAAUUGAAUAUAACCACAUGGUACCCAAAUUAGUUGUAGAACAAAUGUUUUUUUCUAUUUACAUGUCAUGUAAUUUGAAUUUAUGAUUUUUUACUUUUACUAAAAAGAAAUUACGACU
Rubroshorea leprosula is the source of this 1753-nucleotide messenger RNA. The record is from the annotation of a GenBank genome assembly. NCBI's taxonomy places the organism in Eukaryota, Viridiplantae, Streptophyta, Magnoliopsida, Malvales, Dipterocarpaceae.